GAGACCCUUUUUCUUGUAAAAUUCAGUCAUUCCAUAGUCCCCCUGUCGACUUCGAGAAAAAAUGGCUGAUAAUAAAUUAUAUGAAAUUUUGGGGGUUUCAAAAAACGCAAGUGAUUCGGAUAUAAAAAGGAGCUAUCACAAAUUGGCGAAAGAGUUCCACCCAGAUAAAAAUCCUGCGGCGGGUGACAAGUUCAAAGAAAUUAGUUAUGCGUAUGAAGUUCUUUCCGACCCGAAGAAAAGACAGGUCUAUGACAAAUAUGGGCUGAAGGGUUUGCAAGAAGGUGGGCAUGGCGGAGGCUUCCCUCCUGAUGAUCUCUUUGGCCAUUUCUUUGGAGAUAUUUUCGGCAUGGGCGGCGGUGGUGGCAGCAGAGGGCGAGGCAGAGCCAGGGGAGAAGACACUAUUCAUCCUCUCAAAGUAUCUUUAGAAGAUAUGUAUAUCGGCAAAACUGCCAAAUUGCAGCUAAGCAAAAAUGUAAUUUGCGGUGUCUGUAAGGGUGUAGGUGGAAAACCUGGUGCUGUUGUGUCUUGCAAGGACUGUCACGGGCAAGGCGUUAAAGUAACUUAUCAACAGAUUGGGCCUGGCAUGACUCGACAAUUCCAAACUCGUUGUCCUACCUGUCAAGGCCUAGGGGAGACUAUCAAUGACAAAGACAAGUGCCAGAAAUGCAAAGGCAAGAAAGUCUUAAACGAGACCAAAAUAUUAGAGGUACAUGUUGAAAAGGGUAUGAGAGAGAAUCAAAAGAUAUUCUUUAGAGGUGAGGGUGACCAGCAGCCUGAUAUGCAGCCUGGUGAUGUUAUCAUCAUACUGCAGCAAAAAACCCAUGAUGUGUUUCAAAGAACUGGUGAUGACCUUCUUAUGAAACAUGAUAUAACUUUGACAGAAGCCCUGUGUGGUUUCGAAUUUGUUGUGAAGCAUUUGGAUGGCCGUGAAUUGCUAGUUAGACAUACUGCUGGCGAAGUUAUAAAGCCAGGUGAUUUAAAAGGUAUCCAGGGUGAAGGCAUGCCACAGCACAAGAAUCCAUUUGAAAAAGGCAAUCUGUACAUAAAAUUUGAUGUAGUUUUCCCUGAAAACAAUUUUGCUUCAGAGGAGCAGUUGAAAAAAAUUGAAAGUAUACUGCCACCACGACCAGCCUUUGUUAUGCCGACUGGUGAUGACGUAGAAGAAGUUAAUCUGAUGGAGUACACUGCUAGUGAACGAAACCGUGGCCGAGAAGAGGCAUAUGCUAGUGAUGAUGAGGAGCAUAUGCAUGCUGGGCCUGGUGUGCAGUGUGCGCACCAGUAGUUCAAUUAUCCAUUUACAUGGAUAUUUACUCUAACCUCACAUAAUGUAACUUUAGCAUAGGUAGUUUAAUUAAAUAUCACAGCACUAUAGGACGAUUGCUAGGGUUACUUUGAGCAAUAAUAUUAAUGUAUCUGUACUAUGGCAUUACGAUGAGUUUCCUCUAACUUGUAAAAAAUCUUCAUCAAAAUGGCAUAGUGUAAAAUCUGUGCAUAAAUUGUAAUGUGUACAUUUUACCUUACAUAAGGCCACAAUAUAAAUCAGCUGCAACAAUAUAUUAGCUAACGCCUCAUGUAAUUCUUUGUGACUAGUUUAUGGAGCAUGUUAGUUUAAUUAAAUGCUAGUGAGAGUUGUUCAUGUAAUUCAUUCCAGGGAGUUUUUUGUAUGGCCAAGGCAAAUAAUCAACAUUUAUUUUAAUAAGUGUGUUUCAUUUCUAUAUUAUAUUCCUGUACAUGUCAUAUUAGUUGUGGAAUAAACUUCAUGGCUGUUUUUUUUUAAAUGGUACAUAUACCAUUGUUUUAAUGUUUUUUUAGUU
This is a messenger RNA of Hyposmocoma kahamanoa, 1814 nucleotides long. It is a transcript of the gene DnaJ-1, whose product is annotated as dnaJ homolog subfamily A member 2-like. Gene Ontology annotation, molecular function: Hsp70 protein binding; ATP binding. Gene Ontology annotation, cellular component: cytoplasm; cytosol. Gene Ontology annotation, biological process: response to heat; protein refolding. Bases 62 to 1282 code for a protein of 406 amino acids. NCBI's taxonomy places the organism in Eukaryota, Metazoa, Arthropoda, Insecta, Lepidoptera, Cosmopterigidae. The record is from RefSeq and is a predicted model, not a curated record. The transcript has 2 exons.